This is a messenger RNA of Dothidotthia symphoricarpi CBS 119687, 1968 nucleotides long. Its product is annotated as nucleolar GTP-binding protein 1. Gene Ontology annotation, biological process: ribosomal large subunit biogenesis. NCBI's taxonomy places the organism in Eukaryota, Fungi, Ascomycota, Dothideomycetes, Pleosporales, Dothidotthiaceae. The record is from RefSeq and is a predicted model, not a curated record. The transcript is spliced from 5 exons. Gene Ontology annotation, molecular function: RNA binding; GTP binding; GTPase activity. Gene Ontology annotation, cellular component: nucleolus. Bases 1 to 1968 code for a protein of 655 amino acids.
AUGAAGACUCAAUGGAAGGACAUCCCCGUGGUGCCUACGAACCAGGAGUUCCUGGACAUCGUCCUAUCGCGCACACAAAGACGGCUCCCAACCCAGAUCCGCGCAGGUUUCAAGAUUAGUCGAAUCCGAGCCUUCUACACGCGCAAAGUCAAGUACACAGCCGAAACCUUCACCGAGCGUCUCUCGGGCACAAUCGAGGCCUUUCCUCGCCUCGUCGAUAUCCACCCGUUCCACCGCGAUCUGCUCAACACGCUGUACGAUGCGGACCACUUUCGCAUUGCCCUGGGCCAGCUCUCUACUGCGAAAUCGCUGAUCGAGACGGUCGCCCGCGACUAUGUCCGUCUUUUGAAGUAUGGGCAGUCGCUGUUCCAGUGCAAGCAGCUGAAGAGGGCGGCGCUGGGUCGCAUGGCCACCAUCUGCAAAAGGCUCAAGGAUCCGCUUGUCUACCUCGAGCAGGUCAGACAGCAUCUGGGCCGUCUGCCCUCGAUUGAUCCGAACACGCGCACGCUCGUUAUCGCCGGUUUCCCCAACGUCGGCAAAUCGUCUUUCUUGAAGUCAAUUUCGAGGGCGGACGUGGAAGUGCAGCCGUAUGCGUUCACAACCAAGAGUCUCUACGUAGGACAUUUCGACUACAAGAUGCUUAGGUUCCAGGCAGUCGACACCCCCGGAAUUUUGGACCACGCUUUGGAAGACAUGAACACCAUCGAGCAUCAGUCUAUCUGCGCCAUUGCCCAUCUUCGCGCCCACAUUCUCUACUUCAUGGACCUGAGUGAACAGUGUGGUUACUCGGUCGCCUCCCAAAUCGCCCUUUUCAACAACAUCAAGCCUUUGUUCGCGAACAAGCUGAUUUCUAUCGUCAUCAACAAGAUUGAUCUCAUGCGACCGGACCAGCUAGACGCUGAAACCCAGGAGCAGCUCCAGGGCAUGCUGAAGUCUGGCGAGGUUGAGAUUCUCGAGCUCUCCUGCAAUACUAUGGAGGGUGUUAUGGCAGUGCGAAACUCCGUGUGCGACCGUUUGAUUGCGUCUCGCAACGCCGAGAAGCUCAAGGCUGGCACCAACAGCUCUGGCGAUCCUUCUGGUCGUCUGGGAGACCUCCUACGCCGUAUCCACGUGGCUCAACCUCUUGGCGGUGUUACUAGGGAGACAUUCAUCCCAGAGGCGGUACUGAACAGGAAGAAGUACGACAAGGACGACCCGGAUAGGCCUCUUCUUGAGCGUGAUCUGGAAGAAGCUGACGGUGGCGCGGGUGUGUACAACCUUGACAUGCGCAAGAACUACAUGCUUGAGAACGACGAGUGGAAAAACGACCGUAUUCCUGAGGUCUUCAAGGGACAAAACGUGUACGACUUCAUCGACCCCGAAAUUGAGGCCAAGCUUGCGGCUCUCGAGGAGGAGGAAGAGAAGUUGGAAGCCGAGGGUUUCUACGAGUCUGAGGAAGAGCUCGAAGAUGCAGAGGAGGCCGACAUCAGGUACAAGGCGGAGCUUAUCCGAGAGAAGAGGCAACUCAUCCGGAACGAGGCCAAGAUGCGCAAGAGUCUCAAGAACAGGGCUGUCAUUCCCCGAACUGCCAAGGCGAAGAGGGUGUCGGAGAUGGAAUCUGCUCUUGAGAGUCUGGGCUACGACGCAUCGAACAUUGCCUCUCGCGCGCGAAGCCAAAGCAGAGGACGCACAUUGGCUCGCGCCAAAUCAGAGGCUACUGAUGGCGAUGCCAUGGACGUUGACAACGACACAAACAAGGCCAAGCUCGCUCGAGCACUGAGCCGUGGCCGAAGCCAGAGCACCAACCGCAGAACAGAUGGUGUCCCUAGCGAGGCUGCUGCUACAAAGGCGGAGAAGAUUGCGAAGUUGUCCCAGAAGAAGAUGAACAGGAACGCCAGGCAGGGUGAAGGUGACAGGCACCAGACUGGUUCCCUGAUCAAGCACUUGACUGCUGGUAAGCGUGGUAUUGGAAAGACCAGCCACAGAUAG